AAGAUUCUGUCUCCUUCUUCGGUCCUCUAGCUUUUCCUUCUAUCUCAACUCCUCUCUCAAUUUUUGACAGUAAUCUUUACUGCAAAAAUGGCCACAGCUGGUAAGGUCAUCAAGUGCAGGGCAGCAGUGGCCUGGGAGCCCAACAAGCCUUUGGUUAUUGAGGAGAUUGAGGUAGCCCCUCCCCAGGCCAACGAGGUCCGCAUCAAGAUUGUGGCAACAGGGGUGUGCCACACGGAUCUUUACCACCUCUUUGAGGGCAUGCACAAAGAUGGCUUCCCAGCAGUCCUUGGCCAUGAAGGAGCUGGUAUUGUGGAGAGCGUCGGGCCUGGAGUCACUGAAUUUCAGCCUGGAGACAAGGUGAUUCCUCUGUUCGUUUCCCAGUGUAGAGAAUGUCGCUUUUGUAAGAAUCCUAAGACCAACCAGUGUGAAAAAGGAUGGGCUUCUGGUCGACAUGAUAUGAUGGCACCAGCAGACUCCAGGUUUACCUGUAAGGGGAAGAAGGUGCUGCAGUUUAUGGGCACCAGCACCUUCUCACAGUACACUGUGAUGAACCAGAUCGCUAUAGCAAAGAUCGACCCUGCUGCCCCUCUGGACAAAGUCUGUCUCCUUGGAUGUGGCAUUUGCACUGGAUAUGGAGCAGCAGUUAAUACUGCAAAGGUUGAACCAGGCUCCACCUGUGCUGUGUUUGGCCUGGGAGCUGUGGGAUUGGCUGCAGUCAUGGGCUGCAAGUCUGCAGGAGCCAAAAGGAUUUUCGCUGUUGACAUCAAUCCAGACAAGUUUGGGAAGGCCAAGGUGUUCGGUGCUACCGACUUUGUGAACCCCAAGGAUCACGAUAAACCCAUCAGCCAAGUGCUGGCUGAGAUGACUAAUGGAGGAGUGGACUACUCCCUGGAGUGUGUCGGGAAUGUGACAGUCAUGCGCAGUGCCUUGGAGUCUUGUGUGAAAGGCUGGGGUGUCAGCGUGUUGGUUGGCUGGACAGACUUGUAUGACGUUGCCACUCGACCCAUUCAGCUCAUCGCUGGACGCACAUGGAAGGGCUCCCUGUUUGGAGGUUUUAAGAGUAAGGAUGGUGUGCCUCAGAUGGUUAAAGCCUACCUGGACAAAAAGGUGAAGCUAGAUGAGUUCAUCACUCACAACAUGACCUUGGGCCAGGUCAAUGACGCCAUUGAACUGAUGAAGCACGGCAAAUGCAUCCGGACAGUCCUGAGUGUUUCUCCACAAUGACACCACUAUGUUGCUUUCAGUGAAGACCAAAAUCAUUUAAUCACCUGCAACUGCGUCUGUACUGAACCUCAGCACAGUAUUCAUACACACAUUACCAUGCACAUAAUAAUGGGAUCUGCACAGUGUAUGUACAUGCCUGACCUUGAACAACCAACACCUUUCAGUGGAUUAUGUGCAGAUUGUCACUGUGAGAAUCAUCUGUAAUGUUCAUGUAAGCAAAAGCUAAACAUGUCGAAAGUGCUUAUGGAGCAAAAUAAAUGGUCUAAACAGA
Seriola dumerili (greater amberjack) is the source of this 1495-nucleotide messenger RNA. RefSeq names its product alcohol dehydrogenase 1. Gene Ontology annotation, cellular component: cytosol. Lineage: Eukaryota; Metazoa; Chordata; Actinopteri; Carangiformes; Carangidae. Gene Ontology annotation, molecular function: zinc ion binding; S-(hydroxymethyl)glutathione dehydrogenase [NAD(P)+] activity. Bases 88 to 1224 code for a protein of 378 amino acids. The record is from RefSeq and is a predicted model, not a curated record. Gene Ontology annotation, biological process: formaldehyde catabolic process. The transcript has 9 exons.